Fusarium odoratissimum NRRL 54006 is the source of this 2888-nucleotide messenger RNA. RefSeq names its product GMP synthase (glutamine-hydrolysing). Gene Ontology annotation, cellular component: cytosol; nucleus. The record is from RefSeq and is a predicted model, not a curated record. NCBI's taxonomy places the organism in Eukaryota, Fungi, Ascomycota, Sordariomycetes, Hypocreales, Nectriaceae. The coding region runs from base 180 to 920 and encodes 246 amino acids. The transcript is spliced from 2 exons.
CCCGCUUAUCUCGCCUCAUGUCCACCCCGCUAUCGGUCCCGCCGUUACACGAGCAGGAAGGGUCCAUCUCCAGGCCUUGCAGCCUGCGCCCUGGCCGUUUUCGCUCAAGAGUCAUAUUUCCAGCUCAAACUUCCUGACCCUGUAAACUAUUCUCUCCUUACAUCCAAACAUUGCCCAAAAUGGCUCCUCUUCGUCUCGCCAUCCUCGAAGCUGACACCCCGCAGCCCCAAACUCGCGAUCGCUUCGGUGGCUACACCGGUGUCUUCACUGCGCUCCUCCAAGAAGCUGCAAAGCCUCAGAAGCUCGAAGAUCUCGUUACUAUCAAGGGCUACGAUGUCGUGAACGAACUACACUCGUAUCCAUCCCUCGACGAAAUCGAUGCGGUUCUUAUCACUGGUUCUCGACACACAGCGUUCGAUAACGACCCCUGGAUCAUCAAGCUCGUCGAAUUCACAAAAAAAGCCAUCGAUACGAAUCGCAUCCGAGUAGUAGGCGUAUGUUUCGGCCACCAGAUCGUCGGACGAGCUGAGGGCGCCAAGUUGGGACGCAGCAAUAAGGGAUGGGAGGUUGCAGUCACAGAAGUUGAUCUGACAGACAAGGGCAAGGAGAUUUUCGGAUUGGACAAGAUGCGCAUUCACCAAAUGCAUCGCGACAUUGUAGAUGAGUUUCCCAAGGGUUCAAUCCCUCUCGGUUCGAAUGAGAUCUGCGAAGUGCAGGGCUUCUACUCGCCUGGACGAUAUCUCACAGUUCAAGGACACCCCGAGUUCACCAACGAGAUUAUUUCCGAGAUUCUCUUCAAUCGUCAUACGGUUGGCAUCUUCACGGAUGAAGUGUAUAACGAAGCUAUGAAACGCGCGCCACUUCCUCAUGAUGGUGUUGCUAUUGCUAAGGCUUUCCUCAAGUUCUACCGCGAGGGAUAGAGAAGGGAAAAUAAUGCUGGAAUAUGGAUGGAAGAGUUUGUUCGAUUCGAAGUUUUCUAUGCGCAGCCAAACUUGAAAAAGGAGGAAUCGCAAUUGAGCGUUCGAAUUGCACAUUAUACCAAAUGGCGCAAUGCAUAAAUCUGUUUUGCUAGAGUAACGACAUCAAACGACUUUGGAGUAUCAUUCAAAUGAUCAAACACGAAUACAAAUACCUUUUGGAUGCUGACAUUUCUCCGUCUAAUCUAAAUCAUGUUUGACAUAUACGCCAAAUAACCACCCAAUGCAUCCCAAAUGCGCAACGCCAUCUAAUGCAAGUUCAUGAUGCCCCGUCAUGAUCUAGACCUAUGAAAUCCUGGGUAUCAUCCUCCGUACGCUUUCCAAAGCUCUCGACCUUUGUCAUGCAGCUCUUAUUUACACGCCAUGUAGUUCCUCAUUACUCUUCGGCAUCCCACCACUGGGGGACUGCCCUCGCUGCUUUGCGGGCCUCAUUUCCAGCCUGACGAUCCAUUUCCCACUCAGCUUGUUCCUGUUGUCGCCUCUUUUUUGCGAAUCGAGAAUCGAGUGUCAUUUCCUCUCUUGUGCGUCCGACUCUUGCACCCACAUCGGGCACUUCCUGUCGUCUUUUCCAAAAUUGGACGUUGAUGCGUUUGAAAGCCUGACUAUGCCUCCAAGGCUUCUCUUUCAGAGAGAAGACCACGGCAUCAGCCAAGCCGUGGAAACACAGAAAUAUGAUGCUGGCCAGUCUCAUGCCAUAGGGGGCUCCUCGUCCAUAUCCAGUAAGUUGUACGAUGAAGGGCAGAAUCCAAAUGGCGACGUAGACUAUCGGAUAAAUAAAUAGUAACCGGAGUUGUCGCAAGAUCUUUUCACGUGACUUGACAGUACCAGGUGCGUUGAAAUCGCUCUGAGUCAAGACGAGGUCGGUGCCGUUGCUGUGUGGACUGUCUGGUGUGCGACGGAGUAUGGCGAAAAGAUUAGGUAUAGAUGGCGGCCUAGAUGGAGCGUUUGAGCCAUCAGAUCGAUGAAAGAAGUCGGUCUGUAUGGUAUAUGAUGGUGAGACAACAUCGUGGAGAGGUGUUUGGUGGACAGGCUCAGGUUUUGUAUGGGUGGCUAAAGGGGCAAUCACAUCGUCUGAACCACAGCGAGUUGUUCCCGUCGAAUUCUGGGAUCCAACUUCUGCCUGUUCAGACUGAGAUGUCAGAUCCGUACCAAAGUUGGCCAUCCACAUCUGAGUCGAUCCUCUCCGCGCUAGUCGUGCCGAAUGAAGCCUGUUGGGAUGCGUGGAUCCGGACAUGUCCAAAUGGAAAGAGUUGAAUGCCACGAGUGGAGGUCUUGUGGUCCGAUCUUCGAGUAUAGUAAAGGAAUUGCGCCGCGAAGGGUUGGAAGAAGGAAUUAGGCCGUGGUAUCUUAUCGUAGGAGUCGGUGGUACAGUGGUGAUUCCUUGUUGCAAGGGAUCGAGACUUUCAAGACCGGACGUUUUUGAAAGGGUAUUCUUCGAACUUUCAUUCCCGGAGCCGAAUCGUCUCAUCAACACUCGAACGUAAACGUAUACGCCUAUACAUAGGCAGAGAAUAACAGUGAAAGCCAUAUAGCGAGGAAUCCAAGAGAGCGCCAGUCUCUUCCACAUCGGGUUGAACGGUAGAUAGCAAAACUGGCCAGUGUUAAUGUAACCCGGGCUUUCGAUGAAUGCUAAUGAAGCCAUCACAACAGGUAUAAUGGCGGCAAGAGCGUAGGCCGCCUUUCGAUAUGGGUAGAGGCCUUGCUCUCCACGAAAGAUGUACAAUGCAGUAUGUACUGAGAUGAGAGCGACCGAAACGUCAGAAGCUUCUAUACUGAGAGCAAGGAAGAACCCGCUGACUUGACAGAAGGUCUCAGUCGUUUCAAUUUUCCCAGCGACAAGUUCCACGGCGGGGAAGACAAGUAACCAGAAACUCUUGAACAUAUCACUAUAAAUGAGUAACAUGAUGAGGC